GUGGAGAGAAACGGAAACGGAAGAGGAAGCGAUCGAGACUCGACGAAAUCAUCUGGCGAAAACAUCAUGACGCAACAGAGCGGCGCUGGGUCCCCCCAGCAAUUUUGCCUCAGGUGGAACAACUAUCAGACGAAUCUGACCAACGUGUUCGAUCAGCUAUUGCAAAGCGAGAGCUUCGUGGACGUGACCCUUGCCUGCGACGGGCACAGCGUGAAGGCCCACAAGAUGGUGUUGUCCGCGUGUAGUCCUUACUUCCAGGCGCUUUUUUUCGACAAUCCAUGCCAGCAUCCGAUCGUGAUCAUGAAGGACAUCAAGUGGCCAGAGUUGAAGGCCGCGGUGGAGUUCAUGUACAAGGGGGAGAUCAACGUGUCGCAGGAGCAGAUCGGGCCGCUGCUGAAGGUGGCCGAGAGCUUGAAGAUUCGCGGGUUGGCGGACGUGAACAGCGAACAAGAGUUGACGUCGAGGUCGAGCUUGGAGGAGGCGGCGAACGCGGCGAUGAUGCACAGGAAGAAACGACGCCGAAUAUCCGGAGAGAGAUCGCCGCCGGCGAGCAGUCCGGAUCGAAUCGCGUCCGGCUCGCUUCCGGAUGACCAGGACCCGAGCAACGGCGGAGGAGGCGUGAUCGUGCCCGACAUUCACGGCAUGCUGCAGAGCAGCUCGACUCCGCGAUCCCUCGGAUCCCCCGGCACGCCCAGCGUCUCGGUCACGCCGCAGAUCAACCUCCAGGAACUUCCGGUAUCGCUGCCCCUGCCGCCGCCGCCGCCACCGCCCCCCCAGGGCCAGCAGAGCUCGCACUCGGUGUCCGCUCACCACGUGCCCGGCCACGUGACUUCCGGUCCCCACGCCUCCGUCAACCACCUGGCCACUCACGGCCAGCAGCUCACCGUGCAGCAACAGCAGCAGCAGCAGCAGCAACAACAGCAGCAACAGCAGCAGCAGCAGCAACACCAUCAGCAGGGAGUUCCCGGUCAACCGACACCAGAUGAUCUCGAGAUCAAGCCCGGCAUCGCCGAGAUGAUUCGCGAGGAGGAAAGGGCCAAGUUGUUGGAAUCAUCCCACGCUUGGCUCGGAGCCUCUACAUCGAGUAUAGCAGCAGACAGCUACCAGUAUCAGCUGCAAUCGAUGUGGCAGAAGUGCUGGAACACCAAUCAAAGCCUGGUGCACAAUCUACGCUUUCGCGAGCGUGGUCCGCUCAAGUCUUGGCGACCGGAAACCAUGGCGGAGGCGAUCUUCAGCGUCCUGAAGGAAGGAUUGUCCUUGAGUCAAGCGGCGAGGAAAUACGACAUCCCGUAUCCGACGUUCGUGCUGUAUGCUAAUCGAGUGCACAAUAUGCUGGGACCGAGCGCCGAUGGCGGAGCCGAUCUACGCCCGAAAGGUAGAGGCAGACCGCAGAGGAUUCUGCUGGGCGUGUGGCCGGACGAGCACAUUCGCGGGGUGAUCCGGGCCGUCGUGUUCCGCGACGGCCACUCUCCGCACAUAGUGAAGGAAGAGCCGACUACGAUGUACCCGAGUUUGGCCAAUUACGCCGCCUGCAACGGACCCGAAGGCGCGGUCAGCCCCGGAGCAGCAGCCGCGGCCGCGGUUGCCGCGGUCGCUCAAGGACUGCGACAUCAGAUGUGCAGCAUGGUAGCAGCGGCGCACUCGCAACAACACGACAUGAUGGCGACGAAUCUCUCCACGAAUCUCUCCUCGAAUCUCUCCACGAGUCUCUCGUCGAAUCUACAGGCAGCGAUGCAGGCUAGCCAGCAUCACCACAACAGCAACAGCGGCGUACCUGUAAUCGGUAGUAACAACGGGAGCGGAGGCGGAGGCGGGAACAACGGGAAUUCGCCUUUAAAUUUAGGCCUAGCCAGUCCAGGCUCGGGCGGUCCACCCGAGAGCCCGAUGGAGAGUCCUCUGGCGAGCCCUCUCGGUCCGCUAAUGGAUCCAGGACAUAUACCGAGUAGCGUAGAAGUCGGAAUAGGCGUGAGUGGAAUGACGUAUAAACCGGCGCGGAGCUUCGUGAGCCCGCGGCCGGAGAAUCUGUUCCAAGAGGACAUCGCGGACCUCGUGAAGAGUCCGCACGGGCUCAAGGACAAGGACAAAAUCCCCGUGAAGCUGGAGCCGUUGACGGAUUCGCGUUGCGAAUAGUAAGCGAGGCGAGCUGGAGAUCGAACGAGCUAAUCGUUGCCCGUUGGAUGAUCGGCCGAACAGCGUCCUACUUCCAUCGCGAGAAACCUUUUUCUCUUCGGCUCUUUCUUCGGGAGAACCGAUUAAUCUCGGCGCCGAGGACGCGCGGUACUUGGACGCGCGGUAUUUAGACGCGCGAUACGGAUUAUUCGAACUGCGACGGGACGCGCGGCGGCGGCG
Messenger RNA from Habropoda laboriosa, 2349 nucleotides. RefSeq names its product protein bric-a-brac 1-like. The transcript has 6 exons. Lineage: Eukaryota; Metazoa; Arthropoda; Insecta; Hymenoptera; Apidae. Bases 67 to 2130 code for a protein of 687 amino acids. The record is from RefSeq and is a predicted model, not a curated record. Gene Ontology annotation, biological process: regulation of transcription by RNA polymerase II. Gene Ontology annotation, molecular function: protein binding; DNA binding. Gene Ontology annotation, cellular component: nucleus.